Molecule: messenger RNA, 1640 nt
Organism: Chlorocebus sabaeus (green monkey)
Lineage: Eukaryota; Metazoa; Chordata; Mammalia; Primates; Cercopithecidae
Gene: DCDC2B
Product: doublecortin domain containing 2B
Biological process (GO): intracellular signal transduction
Cellular component (GO): microtubule; microtubule organizing center
Source: RefSeq, a predicted model, not a curated record
AUCCUCCUUAGGGAACAGCUCCCAAAGCUGAUCCCCCAUUGAACUCAGCCUUGUGCUUUAGAGUGGCAAGGAGGCUCUGGAGAGUAAGGUAACACCUAUGUUUAAGUAUGAUCUCCCCAGGGCAGAUUGGAUCAAACCCUGAAUGCAGAUAAAUGCUCUUGCCACAGUCUCCCUCUGCCUUCAUGGGUGAGAGGGCAGGACUCCACCUCUGAUUGGCAAUGUUCCCAGCCCUUGGUUGCCUGGCAACAGCUCUGUGUCUCUGACUGAGGAUACACUAUGGCAGGUGGCAGUCCAGCAGCCAAGAGGGUAGUGGUGUACCGGAAUGGAGACCCCUUCUUCCCAGGCUCCCAGCUGGUGGUGAGUCAACGUCGCUUCCCCACCAUGGAGGCUUUCCUCCGCGAGGUGACAUCAGCUGUGCAGGCCCCGCUGGCUGUGCGUGCCCUCUACACACCUUGUCAUGGUCACCCUGUCACCAGCCUGGCAGACUUGAAGAACAGAGGGCAGUAUGUGGCCGCUGGAUUUGAACGAUUCUACAAGCUCCACUAUUCACCUCAUGGCGGGAAGGAUCCAGGUGGGAAGAGCUGCAGACUACAAGGUCCUCCCGUGACUCGCCACUUGUGUGAUGGGGCCAUUGGACGGUGGCUACCUGCAGGUGCUCCCUGCUAUAUUCAUGUGUUCAGGAAUGGGGACCUGGUAAGUCCCCCAUUUAGUCUGAAGCUGUCCCAGGCUGCCAGCCAGGACUGGGAAACUGUGUUGAAGCUCCUGACUGAGAAGGUCAAGUUGCAGAGUGGGGCUGUGUGCAAACUCUGCACCCUGGAGGGGCUCCCACUGUCAGCACGGGAGGAGCUGGUAACUGGCCAUUACUAUGUGGCUGUCGGAGAGGAUGAGUUCAAGGACCUUCCCUAUCUGGAGCUGCUGGUGCCCUGCCCCUCCCUGCCCAGGGGCUGCUGGCGUCCUCCAGGCUCGAAGUGUAGGCCCCACAUGCAGGGGGCCCAAGGCCACAGGGCCCAGGUAACCCAGUCCUCUCCAAAGGAACCAGACGGAAUUAAGCCAUCCACUUUCUAUGCCAGACCCCAGCAGACCAUUCAGCCAAGAAGCAAGCUCCCCAUACUCUCAUUCCCAUCAGGAGUUACAGGAGUAUAUGGAGCUCCCCACCCAAGGAAGGAGACAGCGGGAGCCCAGGAAGUAGCAGAUGAUGAAGACACCCAGACAGAGGAGCCCUUGGAUCAGAGGGCAGCACAGAUAGCGGAAGAGGCCCUGUCCCUGGAAAACCAGCCUGGGGCUGGGGCUGCUAUCUCAGCCUCAGCCCCAGCUCUGCCAUCUUGAGAGCCAGCAGCUCCAGAGGGGAACUGGGGACCACCACUCUGGCCACCUUUUGUCCUCAGCCUCCAGCAGCUUGUUCCUCAGGAGCCAGCACCUCCCCUGGGCUCACAGGGUACACUGCGGCCUCCUCAGUCCUCCCAGUUCUCCUGCUCCUAAACCCACAGCCCAGCCUUCCCUUCCUCUGAGCAGAGCAGCCCUGGCUUGGGGGCUAUUUCCUUAUGGGAUUCUCUAGCCACAGAAAGGAGUAGCUGACUGAGCCUGGGGGACAGGCUACAAACGGGGGAGCGGGUUUGUCACAAUAAAAGAAUACUUACUAA